AUGAGCAUAUGGCUGAUAAUUAUUUCUACGUUACUCACGUUGGCUGUUUUUUGCAUAAAAAACUUCGGGUACUUUAUAGUAAAUUUCAGAUGGUUCUUCGCGAUAUUCUUCUUGAUGCCAGCCUCCUUGAUCUACAACAUAUUUUACUACGUGAGAUCUCGCCUGGUUUUCAAGCUCAACACUGCACCGACUAGACACCACGAGAAAGUUUUGAAUGUUCAGCGCCAGGUACUAGAAUGGAAUAAGAGUGGCAAACAGACUUUAAUGUGUACAGGUAGACCAGGUUGGAAAGCGAUGAGCAUACGUGAGGCUCGAUACAAACUCAUUUACACAAACAUCCAUGUUGAUUUGAUGGAUGUUCUUGAAGUUGAUGCAGAAAAGAAGUCAGUCAGAGUUGAACCAUUGGUCAGCAUGGGGCAGGUGACAACACAUCUCAAUUCUAUUGGAUGGACCUUGCCUAUUGUGCCUGAGCUGGAUGAUCUGACAAUCGGUUGUGGACUAGUGAUGGGAGUUGGCAUAGAGUCAUCAUCACACAAGUAUGGUCUCAUGCAGCAUUUACUCAUUUCUGCUGAAAUUGUUCUGUCAGAUGGAUCUCUAAUCAAAUGUUCCCAAUUGGAAAACUCAGAUUUGUUUAAUGCUCUGCCUUGGUCCCAUGGAACAUUGGGCUUUUUGGUUGCUGCUGAAUUAAGAAUCAUUCCUGCAAAACGUUAUGUCCGAAUUCAUUAUAAACCUGUGCAUUCAUUCAAAGAAAUAAUUGAAACAUUCACCAAAGAAUCACAAAACCAGAAAAAUGAUUUUGUGGAAGGACUGGUAUUCUCUCCCAAUGAUGCUGUCAUCAUGACAGGGACUCUUACUGAUUCACUUGGUCACGAUCAGCUCAAUGAGAUAGGAAGAUACUACAAGCCUUGGUUUUAUAAACAUGUGGAAACACUUCUAAAUAAUGGCCCAAAAGUUGAAUGUAUACCUCUAAGACAGUAUUAUCAUAGGCAUACAAAAGGAUUGUUCUGGCAGAUGCAGGAUAUAAUUCCUUUUGGAAAUAAUCCAAUUUUCCGGUACAUAUUUGGAUGGAUGGUGCCACCUAAAGUCAGCUUCUUGAAGCUUACUCAAAAUAAGAGCAUAAAAGAUUUGUAUGAAAAACAUCAGAUUAUACAGGAUAUGCUUUUGCCUAUCACAACACUGCCGCAAGCACUUGAAUUUUUCCAAAAAGAGCUUGAGAUAUAUCCCCUUUGGUUAUGUCCAUUUAUUCUUUUUGAUGGUUCGGGAUUCGUUCAUCCUAAAACAAAAGAAGAUCAACUUUAUGUGGACAUAGGAGCAUAUGGGGCUCCAAAAAUAAAAAAUUACAAUUCGUACGAAGCCCUGAGAAAACUGGAAAAAUUUGUACUCUGCAACAACGGAUUUCAGAUGUUAUAUGCCGAUUCUUAUCUGACGCGAGAAGAAUUUCACCAAAUGUUUGACCACAGACAGUACGAACAGAUGAGAGCUAAAUACAAAUGUGAGAAUGCUUUCCCAGAGGUCUAUGACAAAGUCAAUAGAAAAGCCAGAUCAUAA
Messenger RNA from Helobdella robusta, 1548 nucleotides. RefSeq lists its product as hypothetical. The transcript has 8 exons. The coding region runs from base 1 to 1548 and encodes 515 amino acids. Gene Ontology annotation, cellular component: membrane; cytoplasm. Gene Ontology annotation, molecular function: FAD binding; Delta24(24-1) sterol reductase activity. NCBI's taxonomy places the organism in Eukaryota, Metazoa, Annelida, Clitellata, Rhynchobdellida, Glossiphoniidae. Gene Ontology annotation, biological process: steroid metabolic process. The record is from RefSeq and is a predicted model, not a curated record.